Molecule: messenger RNA, 693 nt
Organism: Scomber japonicus (chub mackerel)
Lineage: Eukaryota; Metazoa; Chordata; Actinopteri; Scombriformes; Scombridae
Product: sodium channel protein type 4 subunit alpha-like
Exons: 7
Biological process (GO): neuronal action potential; membrane depolarization during action potential; sodium ion transmembrane transport
Cellular component (GO): voltage-gated sodium channel complex; plasma membrane; axon
Molecular function (GO): voltage-gated sodium channel activity
Source: RefSeq, a predicted model, not a curated record
AUGGCUGGCUGUGUGUUUCCAAUGGGACCAGAGAGCUUUCAGCGCUUCACGCCGGACUCCCUGGCGGCCAUCGAGCAGCGCAUCGCCCAGGAGGAGGCCCGACGCAAAAAACAUUACCAGGAGCAACGUGAGGACCUGGGCGAUGUGCAGAUCCUCAGGUCCCGGCCCGACCUGGAGGCAGGAAAACAGCUGCCGCGCAUCUUCGCCGACAUCCCGUCUCAUCUGGUGGGCGUUCCCCUGGAAGACAUCGACCCGUACUACUUCAAAGACAAGAGGACCUUCAUAGUCCUGAACAAAGGGAAGGCCAUCUUCCGUUUCAGUGCCACAUCAGCUCUCUACAUCUUCAGCCCUUUCCACCCCAUCCGCAGAAUCGCCAUCAAGAUCCUCGUCCACUCAUUAUUCAGUUUAUUCAUCAUGUGCACCAUCCUGACCAACUGUUGCUUCAUGGCCAUGUCCGAGCCGGCGUACUGGGCCAAAUAUGUGGAGUACACCUUCACAGGUAUCUACACCUUUGAGUCUCUCAUUAAGAUCUUAGCGAGGGGUUUCUGUGUCGGACCUUUCACCUUCCUGAGAGAUCCGUGGAACUGGCUCGACUUCAGCGUCAUCGUCAUGGCAUAUGUGACUGAGUUUGUGGACCUGGGUAAUGUGUCAGCCUUAAGGACGUUCAGGGUGCUGCGAGCGCUCAAAACCAUC